AUGGAAGGCUCCAAUGGCUUUGGGAUCGACUCCAUUCUCUCCCACCGAGCGGGCAGCCCCGCCCUUCCCAAGGGGGACCCCUUGCUCGGGGACUGCCGCUCGCCCCUGGAGCUGAGUCCACGCUCGGAGAGCGGCUGCUCUUCACCAGCCUCGCCAGGAAGGGACUGUCUGGAGACGGGCGCCCCGCGGCCUGGCGGGGCUUCGGGCCCAGGUUUGGACUCCCACCUGCAGCCUGGGCAGCUCUCAGCCCCAGCCCAGUCUCGCACCGUGAGCUCCUCCUUUCUGAUCAGGGACAUCCUUGCUGACUGCAAACCACUCGCGGCCUGUGCACCCUACUCUAGCAGCGGGCAGCCAGCCGCUCCUGAGCCUGGGGGCCGUCUUGCGGCCAAGGCUGGGGAGGACUUUAGAGAAAAGCUGGACAAAAGUAGCAGCAAUGCCUCAUCGGACUCUGAGUAUAAAGUGAAGGAGGAGGGCGACCGGGAGAUCUCCAGCUCGAGGGACAGUCCCCCGGUGCGCCUGAAAAAGCCACGCAAGGCACGCACGGCCUUCACCGACCAUCAGCUGGCGCAGCUGGAGCGCAGCUUUGAGCGGCAGAAAUACCUGAGCGUGCAGGACCGCAUGGAGCUCGCAGCCUCGCUCAACCUCACCGACACGCAGGUCAAGACCUGGUACCAGAACCGCAGGACUAAAUGGAAGCGACAGACGGCCGUCGGGUUGGAGCUGCUGGCGGAGGCAGGCAAUUACUCAGCGCUCCAGCGGAUGUUCCCGUCGCCUUAUUUCUACCCGCAGAGUCUAGUUUCCAACCUGGAUCCCGGCGCCGCGCUGUAUCUGUACCGCGGGCCCAGCGCGCCGCCGCCCGCCCUGCAGAGACCUCUGGUGCCCCGCAUCCUCAUCCACGGACUCCAGGGCGCCAGCGAGCCGCCCCCGCCGCUGCCCCCGCUGGCCGGCGUCCUCCCGCGGGCCGCGCAGCCUCGGUGA
Messenger RNA from Eubalaena glacialis (North Atlantic right whale), 978 nucleotides. It is a transcript of the gene BARHL1, whose product is annotated as BarH like homeobox 1. Gene Ontology annotation, cellular component: nucleus. The coding region runs from base 1 to 978 and encodes 325 amino acids. Lineage: Eukaryota; Metazoa; Chordata; Mammalia; Artiodactyla; Balaenidae. The record is from RefSeq and is a predicted model, not a curated record. Gene Ontology annotation, biological process: regulation of transcription by RNA polymerase II. Gene Ontology annotation, molecular function: DNA-binding transcription factor activity, RNA polymerase II-specific; RNA polymerase II transcription regulatory region sequence-specific DNA binding. The transcript is spliced from 3 exons.